Spinacia oleracea (spinach) is the source of this 1968-nucleotide messenger RNA. RefSeq lists its product as uncharacterized. Lineage: Eukaryota; Viridiplantae; Streptophyta; Magnoliopsida; Caryophyllales; Amaranthaceae. The transcript is spliced from 2 exons. The coding region runs from base 1 to 1968 and encodes 655 amino acids. The record is from RefSeq and is a predicted model, not a curated record.
AUGGCUACUGGAGAGAUGACGCUCGCAGAGAUGAAGGCGGCCUACGAGCAAGCCCAAGCAGAGCUGGCCCAAGAAAGGGCAUCCAUUGAAAACUUGCAAAAAGAGCUUGAUUCUGUAAAGAGUUCAAAAUACCAGUCGCGUUACAAGGCUGGUGGGAAGCCGAGGAAGCUGACGUUCGAGAUGCCCGACGAUUUCGAAGAUCUGACCGACGACGAGGAACCCCGAGACGAGGAAGACGGAUCGACCCCAGACUCGGUGACCCAGCGCCUGAACAAGAUGGAUGCACGCAUGACAAAGCACUACUCUCGCCUGAUGAAGCUGAUGAUCAAGCUACCCGGAGCACCCACACCAGUAGAGACCGAACUAACCGACGGGUAUGCGGCGUCACCAUUUUGUGAGGCGAUCGCCAGAGUAACAGUUCCACACACACUACAACUCCCUACCUGGACCACCCUGUAUGAUGGAACGUCUGAUCCAUACCCGCACGUCAACUUCUACAAGCAGCGCAUGUGGCAGAUCGGAAUCCCAUACAAUUUGGUCGAGCCUGUCAUGUGCAAAUCAUUCGGCGGUACCCUUGAUGGAGCAGCUCUGGAAUGGCUCAUGAACGUCGCCCCCGGAUCCAUCUCCUGCCCGUCUGACCUAAUCAACGCCUUUUAUCAACAGUUCGCCAGCAGUCGCCAAUUGGAGAAGCAAACCAGUGACCUCUAUCGGUUGGUUCAAGGACCAACCGAGUCGGUACGCGAUUACUUUAACCGCUUUAAUUGUGAAAAAAUUAGUAUAAAAAACUGUGAUGUCAGGACAGCUAUCGAGGCAUUCAAAAGAGGUCUCAUCCCCAACUCGGAGCUGUACCGGGAAAUAACCAAAUACCCCUGUGCAACCUUCAAGGAGGUGCGAUCGAGAGCCACCGCCCAAAUGCGGAUUGAAGACGACGAGGUCAUCCGGACGGCAUCCCAACGUUCAACAGGGGGCAGCAGCGACAGGAGAUCGUACACCCCGAGGAGUAGCAGCUGGCGACACCAGCCGUAUAAUCGGCAGAACCAGGUACAAAAUGUCAAUCAAUACGAUGAUGCUAACAAUGUUUACAUGAAUGAACGGGUCGUUUAUCCCCCCAUCUCCGAAUAUGGCUUCAACGUCGACAUCGGAGGCGUGGUGAAUGCCCUUCAAAAUGUAGGUGGUACCGUCAGAUGGCCUAAGAAGAGCGACAGACCAGACUCCAUGAAGGACAUGAGCAAGUGGUGCGACUUCCACCGCGACAAUGGCCACACGACCGAGGAAUGCAUCUCCCUCAAAAAGGAGGUAGCAUAUCUAUUGAAAAGAGGACACCUGAAGGAGCUGCUGAGCGACAAAGGGAAGGAGACGUACAACAAGGACAGCAACACCCAGCCCAGCCCGGCACCAGGCGGCGAUCCACCGGCCCCGCCCAUGUUCGAAAAAGUGGUAAAUGUUAUCUCUGGUAGUUCAGAUAUCUGUGGACUAACUUCUUCUGCAGCUAAGAAAAUCAACAGAGGCGAAUCUGAAGUCGUCAAAGAGGGACAGACCGAAGAAGAAGCUCUCAGACUGCCCGGAGGGAUCUGGCGGGUUUUGGCGGUGGUGCAAGGGGUUACUGCAGACUGGCAAGUGCCCUUUGACUUGUCCGACUUGAUGUUUUUGUAUGACCUGGCGCUGAAGGAGUGUUGUAGGUAUACACUAGUCAUGAAGAAGGGAAAGAAGAAUUUAGGCAUUGGCUUAGCUGUUAACGACAGGGGUUGGCAGAGUCGUUUUGUCUAUGUGAACAAGGAUUCUUUGGGAGAGAAAGGGCAGUUUUUGGUUGAAAGGUGGACGAUGGAAGGUAAAGGUGGUUUUUGGUUGAAAGGUGGACGAUGGAAGGUAAAGGUUAGGGAUGUCAACGAGCCGAGCCGAGCCGAGUAUUUGGUUGUUCGAGCUAGGCUUGAUAACAAAUUUUCGAGCUCGAGCUCGAGCCGAGCUUAA